AUGGAUGAAGCAGUAGUGCGUGUCGUCGAUUCUUGUACAGGAUGCCGAUUAGUAAGUCAGCCAGAGCUUCCCGAACCUAUGCAACGUCGAAAACUGCCGGAUGCCCCAUGGGUCGAUGUAGCAAUCGACUUUCUCGGACCGCUGCCUUCAGGUGAUUACCUCCUUGUAAUUGUUGAUUAUUUUAGUCGCUACAAAGAGGUAGAAGUUCUCAGGAAAAUAACUGCAUCAGAAACAGCUAUUCGUCUGGAAAAUAUCUUUGUACGGCUAGGUUAUCCCAGAACCAUUACUCUGGACAAUGGACGUCAGUUUGUUAGUAGAGAGUUCGAAGAAUACUGCAGAACCCGGGGAAUCGUACUCAACAGAACAACACCGUACUGGCCCCAGGAGAAUGGGUUAGUGGAACGCCAGAACCGGUCUCUGAUAAAACAACUGAAAAUCAGUCAAGCUCUAAAGGAUUGGAAACAAGAUCUGCUUACAUACUUAUCCAUAUAUUAUUCGACACCGCAGAGUACUACAGGCAAGACACAGACUGAGUUGAUGUACGGAAGGAAUAUAAGAACUAAAUUACCAUCUCUGCAAGACAUUAGUACAGCGGUGCCAUGUAAUGAUUUUACUGAUCGUGAUCAACAGGCCAAGGAAAGGGGAAAAGAAAGAGAGGACGAUCGUCGUAAAGCGAAACCUUCAAGUAUUGUGAUCGGAUAUAAGGUGUUGGUAAAAAAUUUGUUGCCUGGAAAUAAGCUUACCCCGACUUUCAACCCAACUACUAUGACGGUCACUGCAAAAGAAGGAUCUCGAGUUGUAGUUCAAGAUGAUAACGGAAGAGCUUAUCAAAGAAAUUCUAGUCAUCUGAAAAAGCUGGGUUUAGAUCCAAAUUCAACUGUUAACAACGAGGAUCCAAAUGCAUUUUCGUCGGUCGAGGACCAUCAUGACAUCGCCAAAGCCCGGAACAACCCAAAGAACGAGCAACAGCCGCGGCUGAGUCACCCGAAAAUGGAUCAAUUAAAGACAGUUGUGGAUGGGGAAACGAUGGAGAAGUUAAAAGGUUAUAUUCGUGGAGCUUUGAGAGCGUUAGUCUUUUUGACAGCACGUGGCAGCAAACGGGCUAGCUCGCCGGACGAGGACUUAAGUGCCCCGGAAAUUAUCGCAUCUCCAUUUAUUAAGUGGAUAAAGGUAGCAUAA
This is a messenger RNA of Sabethes cyaneus, 1179 nucleotides long. RefSeq lists its product as uncharacterized. Lineage: Eukaryota; Metazoa; Arthropoda; Insecta; Diptera; Culicidae. The record is from RefSeq and is a predicted model, not a curated record. The transcript is spliced from 3 exons. Gene Ontology annotation, biological process: DNA integration. Bases 1 to 1179 code for a protein of 392 amino acids. Gene Ontology annotation, molecular function: nucleic acid binding.